GGUAAAAAUACCGGGGGUGACAGAGAAAUUGGUGCUUGGGUUAUUUACGGGGGGCUGCGGGAACGACUGCCAGGUGUUGGGAGCAGAGGUACAUGAUGAUUGUUCAUAAAGUAUCUGGGAACAUGAGGCCAUUAGUUUGUGUUUUUACGAUGUUCCUCUUAGCACUGCUGUCUUCAAAUACUGAGUCUGUGGCUGUUAUGUCUGUGGAUAUGGGCAGUGAAUGGAUGAAAAUUGCCAUUGUGAAGCCAGGAGUCCCAAUGGAAAUUGUUCUAAACAAGGAAUCUCGGAGAAAAACCCCAGUUGCUAUUGCUCUGAAGGAGAACGAGCGUCUCUUUGGAGAUAGUGCUCUUGGGAUGGCUGUCAAGAACCCUAAGGUUACAUUUCGAUAUUUCCAAGAUCUUCUUGGGAAGCGGGCUGACAACCCACACGUAAAGGCAUUUGAAGCCAGGUUCCCUGAAUAUCAAUUGGUGAAGGAUGAGCAUCGGGAAACAGUCCUCUUCAAACUUUCCGAAGAGUUAACCUAUUCACCAGAGGAACUCUUGGGGAUGAUGUUAAAUUACUCCAGGUCUCUGGCUGAGGAAUUUGCUGAGCAGCCUGUAAAGGAUGUAGUGAUCACGGUGCCUGCCUUCUUUAAUCAGGCAGAGCGCAGAGCAGUCCUGCAGGCAGCCCAACUCUCUGAUCUCAAGGUCCUUCAGCUUAUUAAUGAUAACACAGCAGUAGCCUUAAAUUAUGGCGUGUUCCGCAGGAAAGAUAUCAACGCCACAGCGCAGAACAUAAUGUUUUAUGAAAUGGGCUCCAGGAGUACAAUCUGCACCAUUGUGACAUAUCAAUCUGUAAAGACUAAAGAUUCUGGAAUGCAACCCCAGCUGCAAAUUCGAGGAGUAGGAUUUGAUCGCACGCUUGGUGGCAUAGAAAUGGAUCUACGACUCCGGGAUCACUUGGCCAAACUCUUCAAUGAGCAGAAGAAAUCUAAAAAGGACGUUCGAGAAAAUCAAAGAGCAAUGAGCAAGUUGCUUAAAGAGGCCAAUCGUGUAAAGACCAUCCUUAGUGCAAACAAUGACCAUAUGGCACAAAUCGAAGGUCUUAUGGAUGAUAUUGACUUCAAAGCCAAGGUUACUCGUCAGGAAUUGGAGGACCUAUGUGCUGAUCUCUUUAAUAGAGUUUCUGCUCCUGUCCAGCAUGCUCUGUCCAGUGCAGAGAUGAAAAUGGAGGAAAUUGAUCAAGUAAUCUUAGUAGGAGGGGCUACCCGUGUACCCAAAGUACAGGAGUUACUGCUCAAAGUAGUUGGAAAAGAAGAACUAGGCAAAAACAUAAAUGCAGAUGAGGCAGCAGCCAUGGGUGCUGUUUAUCAAGCAGCUGCACUCAGUAAAGCCUUCAAAGUGAAGCCAUUUAUAGUCAGAGAUGCAGCCAUUUUCCCAAUACAGGUCGAAUUCACCCGUGAGGUGGAAGAGGAGGAUCACAGCAAAAGUCUAAAGCACAAUAAGCGAAUUCUUUUUCAGCGGCUGGCUCCAUACCCCCAACGUAAAGUUAUCACCUUUAACAGAUAUACAGAUAACUUUGCUUUCAGUAUAAAUUAUGGAGAUCUAAGCUACCUGGGGCCUGAUGAUUUAAAGGUUUUCGGAUCUUUAAAUCUUACCACUGUAAAGUUAAAUGGAGUUGGAGAGAGCUUCCAGAAAAGAUCAGACUAUGAGUCCAAAGGCAUCAAGGCUCACUUUAACAUGGAUGAAAGUGGACUUCUUACUCUUGACAGGGUUGAAGCUGUAUUUGAGACUGUUGUUGAUGAGAAGCCAGAACAGGAAUCUACCUUAACAAAACUUGGAAAUACAAUAUCCAGCCUGUUUGGAGGUGGAAGUUCUGUCCCUGAGACUAAAGAAAAUGCUACAGACUCUGUCCAAGAAGAAGAUGAGGUGCCAACUGAACCCACAAAAGAAGAAGAGCAGGAGUCUGCAGAUGCAGCUGAUAAACAGAAGGAUAAAGAAAAAGGCACCACAGCAACAAAUGAGGAAGAGGAAGGAAAAAAAGAAGAAGAAAAGUCUGAGCCUCAGGAGGAAAAGGAAAAACAGGAGACUGGUAAAGAAGAAGCCUCUGCAAAGGCCCCAGAGGUAGAUGCCAAGAAACACACAGCACCUAAGAAGCAAAAGUUGGUGGAUGAUAUUGGUGUAGAACAGACAUUAAAUGAUAUUCCAGAUUUUUCAGAGGAAGAGCUAAAGAAAGCUUCAAAAAAACUUCAGGACCUGACAGAAAGAGACCUCAAUAAGCAUGAGCGAGAAAAGGCAGCAAACAGUUUAGAAGCAUUUAUUUUUGAGACCCAGGAUAAACUCAACCAAGAUGAGUUUAAACAGGUCUCCACAACUGAACAAAGAGAAGAAAUCUCUGCUAAAUUAAGCCAGGCUUCUACCUGGCUUGAAGAAGAGGGGUAUGCAGCAAUCACCAAGGAACUGAAAGACAAGCUGUCUGAACUCAAAAAGAUAUGCAAGGCCUUAUUCUUUAAGGUGGAAGAGAGGAGAAAGUGGCCUGACCGACUAGCAGCCCUUGACAGUUUACUGAAUCACUCCAGCAUAUUCCUUAAGAGUGCUAGAAUGAUCCCAGAAGAUGAUCAGAUUUUCACAGAUGUAGAGUUGGGCACUUUAGAGAAACUGAUCUCAGAUACCUGGACUUGGAAGAAUGAAACUCUGGCUGAGCAGGCCAAGCUGUCACUCACUGAGAAGCCAGUGCUUUUGUCUAAAGACAUUGAGAUGAAGAUUGGAGCGCUUGAUCGGGAGGUGCAAUACUUGCUCAACAAGGCAAAAUUUUCCAAACCCAAGCCUAAGAAAAAGAAUAACACCACCAAACCAGAGAAUGCAGAAAAGAAUGCUACAGAAAGUGAAGAAAAGAUUAUUCCUCCCACAGAAGAGAGUACACAAGAAAAUGCCAGUAAUCCAGAGCCUGUUAAAGAGCCACCAGUAGCAGAAGAGAAGACCGAGAUUCCAGAAUUAGGAGGGUCAGAAGCAGAUGCCACAUCACAAAAGCCUUCAGAAAAGCCAGACGAGAGCCACAAGACUGAAUUAUAAUUGCAUCUCACCUUCGUCUGCCUGUGUUGGCACACGUAUUUAUUAACAUUACUUUUUUGUAAUGGACCUUAAUGUUUUCUGCCAACAGAACUGUUUGUUUUCUUUGUUCCUUUUUUUUUUUUCUUUUCUUUUUCUUUUUUGUUUUUUGGAAAACUGUUAUGAAGAUGUAAAUUUCUGUCCUGUUGAAGAGCACUGUUAGAAUUUUUAACAAUGUUCCUUGUGUGCUUGUUGUGUUUUUAUUUAACCCUUACAUCAAUUGUCAAAUAUUCUAAUUGGACAGAACAGAAUAGGCUACUAAAGAAAUACCAAAAGCAAGGCAAUUUCUCUAAAUUCUACCAGACUGCCAUACAAUAUUGGGUUAUCAUUGCAUUUUCCAUCCAAGAUAAAAAGGGAAGUUACCCAAAAAAAUCAGAUGGCUUUUGCCAUAUCUAAUUGUUGUUUGAAACCUGACAGAUUCAAUGUUUAUUUAGACUUAAAUAGGCAGUUCACCUGUAAGGUAACUUUUUUCAUAUCUUAUAGAAUGUCCUGUUCCUAACUACUUUUCAAUUGGUAGUCAUUUUUUUUUGUUUAAUAGUUAAUUAUUUGCCUUUAUCUCCAGCUUUCAAAUGGGUUUAUUGACCUCGGCAGCCAAAAAACAGUUGCUCUGUGAAGCUACAAUUUUAUUGUUACUUUUUAUUACUUAUCAUUCUGUUCACACUGCCUCCUGUUAAUAUUCCAGUAUCUCAUUCCAACUACUGCCUAGUUGCUAGCAACUACAUAGAUGCUGAAAUUCCAUAGAGCUGAACAAUAGAUAAAUAAUCCAAAAUCAUUGUAAAAAAACAAAAUGAAGACCAAAUUGUUUCAGAAUAUCGUGGUCUAAGGAUGCUAAAGUUAAUUUAAUGUAAACUACCCCUUUAAUUGUGCAUUCUAAAAUCCAGAACUGAUAUUAUUUGAUGUGAGAAUUGGCUUCCUCUGUUAGACCCUUUCUAACAUUGGCUUUGUCUAAAAGGGGUAAAUAAAAAAAAAAAAAAAAAAAAAAAACAAAAAAAAAAACUGUUAUAUGAAAAAUUAGUGAGCAAACAUCAAAAUUCACAUAGGUAGUUUUAAAUUAUGUCUUUUUUUUUUUUUUUUUGUAUAAUUCACCUUUAUAAGUGGUUUCCUAUUGAGCACAAAAGGACGUGGCAAAAGUAGCCCUCAGCAACUGCCCAAAAAUGCACCCGUAUUUGUUUACAGAUGAUAAUUGCAGUGUUUGUCAUUGUAGUCAGUGGAAAGUAAACUUGUGGUAGUUCUCCAUGUUUUUUACUGUUGCUUUUUGACUAAACCAUCAUAUAAUUCUGAAUAGGGACUACUGACUAACUCAAAAAGUUAAGACUUCAGCUCCAAACAAAGAAUAACUGUGUAGAGAUCUGUAGUAUUUCAGUGUAGAUAAACAUUUUCUAACUGCUGUUCUUUCAAAAAUCAGGGACUGGUAUGCAUAGAAGUGAGCAUUAAACAUCACACAAUUUGACAAAAAAGAAACAAGAAUACUUAAUAAAAGUUAAUAGUGUACUAUUAAAUCAUGAAUUUGACAAAUA
This is a messenger RNA of Xenopus tropicalis (tropical clawed frog), 4603 nucleotides long. It is a transcript of the gene hyou1, whose product is annotated as hypoxia up-regulated 1. Lineage: Eukaryota; Metazoa; Chordata; Amphibia; Anura; Pipidae. The transcript has 25 exons. Gene Ontology annotation, biological process: negative regulation of intrinsic apoptotic signaling pathway; regulation of cellular response to stress; response to stress. The record is from RefSeq and is a predicted model, not a curated record. Gene Ontology annotation, molecular function: ATP binding; ATP hydrolysis activity. Gene Ontology annotation, cellular component: endoplasmic reticulum; endoplasmic reticulum lumen. Bases 93 to 3050 code for a protein of 985 amino acids.